This is a messenger RNA of Eurytemora carolleeae, 2045 nucleotides long. RefSeq names its product zinc finger protein 85. Gene Ontology annotation, biological process: regulation of transcription by RNA polymerase II. Gene Ontology annotation, molecular function: protein binding; RNA polymerase II cis-regulatory region sequence-specific DNA binding; DNA-binding transcription activator activity, RNA polymerase II-specific. The record is from RefSeq and is a predicted model, not a curated record. NCBI's taxonomy places the organism in Eukaryota, Metazoa, Arthropoda, Copepoda, Calanoida, Temoridae. Gene Ontology annotation, cellular component: nucleus.
AGAUCUCUAUUAUUUCAGAUAUCAUGAAAAAUCUUAGAUCACCAAACAUUGAGAUGUGUAACAUGAAAAAGUUAAAUGAAGACGACUACACAUCAACACGUGAGGAUGAAACCGCCAUGUUGGAUUUCAGAGAGAAAAGCAGGAUCAAAAGACAUCAGGGACAAGAAGAUGAUUUUGGGUGUUUAGGAACAGUACGUUUGGUGUCUUCUGUUUCUCCUCAACUUGUUGGAUGCUAUGGGUUUGAUGCAUGCCUAGUAUCAGACCAGGGCAGGUUCGACUGUCACAGGGUGAAGUUGGCAGCUGUUAGUCCAGUUCUCAAAUCUGUCCUAAAGAUUACUGAAUGGUAAAGUGUUUGAACAAACCACACUUGACGAAGUGCCAAAACUUUUUAAGGAUUUAGAGAUAAACUUGAGACAGAUAAAUCCCCUGGAUUCUAACAAUGCAGACAAUUCAUCUUGUUUUCAAGAAACCUCGAAAACCUGCAUUGUCCCCAAAACUAAUAGAUCUUCAAAUUCUCCGAUGCAGGAUGAUCCACCUUUAGUUAUUAAAAUGGAAACAGAUGGUUUGCCGCUCAAUGAUGACGAUUCAUCAAGUGAAGACGAUCUCUCCUCAGGACCAGGCGACGGGUAUGAGAUAAGAUCUGACUAUGAAGAGAAUAAAGAGGAGAAUAUGGAGGAAUUAGAAGAGAAGACAUUAAGAUUGGAAAACGAUUGUGUUCCUUCAGAGAAGGCGGAAUUUUCCUGUGAUAUUUGCUACAAAGGUUUUAACACUGCAAGCAACCUGAAGAAUCACAAGAAGAGAGCUCACUCUGUGCAGAUGCUAACUUGUGCUUUUUGUACAAAAGUUUUUUCAAGACGAGAAACAUUAAGGCGGCAUUUGGAGCGUAGACAUCCUGAAGAAGAACUAAAUGAGAGAAGGGAGAAGUUUCUAAGAGGAGGAUACUCGAGUGGGAGGAAAGAGAAAUCUACGAACUUGCACUGUUGUCAUUUGUGUCAGGAACCGGUUCACACCUUUAGAAAACAUUUCAAGGCUGUACAUGUUGGCAACAAUGGAAAUCUGCAGUACGUAGAGGAAUAUAAACAGUUUCUGAGUUUUAACCAGCUGGAAUUUGAGUGUAAUAUUUGCAACAAAACCUUCCAAUCUUUAAAGAAUCUGAAUAUACACACGAGAAGCAAACAUACUGAGUAUUCAGGUACUUUUCCUUGUGAGUUCUGUGGACGAGAGUUUCAACAAAUGGUGACUUUGAAGAAACACAUUUUUAAUUUUCACAGUGAAAAUGUUCCUAUUAUUCGUGCCACAAACAUAUCAGGAGAGGAGAAAAGUUAUAUAUGUGACCUGUGUGCUAAAGUGUUUACUUGUGACGAGGAUUUAAAGAUACACAUGUGGAUUCAUUCUAAAUCCAUGAAGUGUAGAGUGGAAAACUGUUUUGAAGAGUUUCCAAGAAAAACAGCGUAUGUUGAACACAUGCUGCUGAGACAUAAGAUCGUUGUAAAGCUUAAUAAGAGAAGACUGGAGCCUAACAACAGAGUGGAUCCUGGAGUAGAGAAUACUGGGGAGACUCUGUUUGAGUCUCACCUCUGCUCAGAAUGCGGAGAUAGUUUCAGGAAUAAGAAAGGUUUAACGGAUCACACGAAGAGUGUCCACUCAAGAGAAUUUAUUUGUAAUAUUUGCAGCAAAAUUUGCAAAAGAAAGGUUGCUCUGGAGCUGCACAUGGCUAAACACGGAGCUCCGACAAUUAAAUGUGAUCAAUGUGACAAAAUGUUCUACACAAGUUACAACAUGAGAAGACACAUGAUAACCAUGCACGUGGAUAACUCCCAGAAGCCUUUCAAAUGCAACAUCUGUCCGAAGGGGUUUGAGAGCGCAAAGAACCUCGAAGGGCAUCUGAAUAUGCACAGUGGGCUGAAACCUUAUAUUUGUGACAUCUGUGGAAAAGGAUUUCAAAACGCUUCGAAUCGGCGAGCUCAUAUUAAAAAGCUUCAUCAGAUUCAUCAUGUAUGAAUCUUGAAACAAUAAUCAGAAAAAUCUCCUAGUCCUGGCAUUUC